This is a messenger RNA of Monosiga brevicollis MX1, 1715 nucleotides long. RefSeq lists its product as uncharacterized. Gene Ontology annotation, biological process: dephosphorylation. The transcript is spliced from 10 exons. Gene Ontology annotation, molecular function: phosphoprotein phosphatase activity. NCBI's taxonomy places the organism in Eukaryota, Choanoflagellata, Craspedida, Salpingoecidae. The record is from RefSeq and is a predicted model, not a curated record. The coding region runs from base 255 to 1715 and encodes 486 amino acids.
CACAUACCACUCCUUCGGUGUUGCAUGCCCGCCGCGCCUGUCCGUGAUACUUUAUUCGGUCACCGUCGCGCAUUCCUCACUGUUCCUCGCACCACCCGAGCCGUGCAACGCCCAUCGCACGCCCACGUUCAUCAGCGCACAGACCCUAGCUCAACUUUUUUUUUUUCCGCCCCGGAUCGGCCCUUCCACAUAUUCUCAAUUCAGCCUUGCCCCUUUGCACCCCGUGGUGCCCUGCCAUUCGACCACGUCAUCAGAUGGUGUCUUCCAACAUGAGUGACGCCGCUGCCGCCGCUGCUGCCACUGCCACUUCUGCGGCUCCAUCCGCCCGACUCAACCACCAUGGGUCUGAAAGCACCGCCCUGAAGGGCAAAUCCAUGACCCUGCCCGAGGGUCCUGGCAACUCCUUCCGCAGCCUGCCCGACGAUCGUAACUUGACGGCUCACCUGGAAACCGUCGCCAAUUUUCGUGACAUUUGUCGUGUUGCCACCCUCAUCAAGCCCUACUGCAUCUUUCGUUCCUCAACGCCUUCACAGGCCACACAAAAGGACGCAGCCCUGCUCAUGGAGCAGGUUGGCAUCAAGACCAUCAUUGACUUUCGAGAGCAGUCCGAGUCGCUUCGCGACUGCGGCGCAUGCCUGCUCCGUGAACAGUACCCGGAAUUCGAUCUCGAAAGUCAGCCCGGUGACAAGUGCAAGGAGAUUAUGCGUCGAAUGGAAAAGAUUCCCAUCACAACUUUUGCUGCCCAAGACAUUCGACAAGCGACCUCUCCCUCCAUCCCUCGUCGCCCCUCGGCCAUCGAGCGGGAUAGAGAAAGGCGUGCCCGAGCGCAGCAAAGUACCAGCUCAGAUUCUUCUACCGAGCCCAGCAGACCAACCUUUCGACUCGAUGCAUCAGUGAUGGUCGAUGAGGUCUUUGAUAGUCACGAUGCGGCGUCAACCCCUCAUGCUACACAGACAGACAAGGCAACACCCACAGCCUCUCAAAAAGAACCUGCAACUGGAGCUGGCGACAAUAAUACCCUGGAUGCUGAAGACAUUGAGGUUGUGACCUUGCCUGGCCAGCGACGACUGGUGCGUGUGCCUUAUUGUCCACGAAAGGUCAUGAAGAAGGUUGUCUUUGGCAUGCUCAACAACAAAGACUUGGGCAAGGUGGCAUGUUGGAUGUUCUUGGGCGGCCUCUUCUUUCGCAAGAAAUGGCGUGAGCGUGGCAAGAGCGUGGCUAAACGCCGCUUCAACAAAGUGGGCUUGCUGGGUUUUUACAAAGUUCUCAUGACUCGCAGCUACGCGGCCAUCUGCAGCGUCCUUCAAAUCUGUGCUGAUGCCCGAAAUCAUCCGAUCAUGCUCCACUGCUCGCAUGGCAAGGACCGCACGGGCGUCACGACCGCUGUACUUUUGGCAGCACUGGGUGUGAGCGAUGAGGCAAUUGCUGCUGACUAUGCCCUAUCAGAUGACUAUGGUAACUCGCCCGAGGGACGCCAACGCUUUGACACCGAGUGCCCUGAGCUGGAUCCGGAUGAGUGGGCACGGGCGCGACCCGAGACAAUGCUCCAGCUCAUGCAGUGGGUGCGCGAGGAAUUUGGGGGCAUCGAUGGCUACUUGGAUCUGAUUGGUUUUGAUGGGCACUGGCGCCACAAGCUGCGUCAGAAUCUUCUCGUCAAUGCUGGUUCCAUGACGAGCAUGUCAGAUCUUGGCGAAAGCAAGAUGCUUCUUCACUAA